This is a messenger RNA of Varanus komodoensis (Komodo dragon), 7516 nucleotides long. It is a transcript of the gene POLE, whose product is annotated as DNA polymerase epsilon, catalytic subunit. The transcript has 50 exons. Bases 205 to 7464 code for a protein of 2419 amino acids. Gene Ontology annotation, cellular component: nucleus; epsilon DNA polymerase complex. The record is from RefSeq and is a predicted model, not a curated record. Gene Ontology annotation, biological process: DNA replication; DNA replication proofreading; leading strand elongation. Gene Ontology annotation, molecular function: single-stranded DNA 3'-5' DNA exonuclease activity; zinc ion binding; DNA binding. Lineage: Eukaryota; Metazoa; Chordata; Lepidosauria; Squamata; Varanidae.
AAGUCGGUCGAGUGUCGCUGGCACAAGGAAGAAAGGUGAAGGGGCGGAAGUGGGCGUGUCAAUCACUUUGAGGGGCGCGGAGAAACAGACCCCGGGGAAGGUAGAGCCGCCUUUGAGGCGGGGAACCCUUUUCCAUGGUUAAGCGAAAGGGGCGGUUCCAGGAGCGGAAACGUGAUUGGCGGUGGAUCGUGGGGCGGUGCAUGGAUGACAGGCAGCCGCGCGCGUUCGGAGGGAUCUCGCGAGGCUUGGCGCGUUGCGCGCGAAACUGUGAAGAGGCUCGGGCGACCGCGGAGCUUUGCCGGGAUGGCGCAGAGGAAGGGAAGGGGCGGCGGCGGAUAUAACAGCUGGAGGCGCCGAUGGGCAACCGACACCCCUGCGGCAGAUGGCGAGGGAGAGGCCCCGCGGGAUGACAGCUCCUCGACCUCUGCUCUUAAGCGCUUGGAGCGCAGCCAGUGGACAGACAAGAUUGAUGCACAGUUUGGAUUUGAGAGGAUGAAGGAACCUGCAGAAAGGACAGGGUGGUUGAUCAACAUGCAUCCAACAGAGAUUUUGGAUGAGAAUAAACGCUUGGUCAGUGCAGUGGAUUAUUAUUUCAUUCAGGAGGAUGGAAGUAGGUUUAAGGUGGCGCUGCCAUAUAAGCCCUACUUCUACAUUGCAACUCAAAAGGGUUGUGAUCAAGAAGUGUCGUCCUUCCUUGCCAAGAAGUUCCAAGGCAAAAUAGCAAAACUGGACACUGUACCCAAAGAGGAUCUGGACCUGCCAAAUCAUCUGGUUGGCCUGAAAAGGAACUACAUCAAACUGUCCUUCAACACUGUGGAUGACCUUUUAAAAGUUCGCAAGGAGAUCACACCUGCUGUAAAGAAGAAUAGGGAACGGGAUCAAGCUGUGGACACUUACACCACCAUGCUGGCUAGUGCUCUUGCCGGGAGCAGCCUGAGCCAUAAGCAGGAGGAGGCCUCCAGAAAGACUGCAGACCAGAUGGACAACAUAGUGGACAUGCGGGAGUGUGACGUGCCCUACCAUAUCCGCCUGUCCAUCGACCUGAAGAUCCACGUGGCUCAUUGGUACAAUGUUCGCCACCGGGGUAGCAGCUUCCCACCAGAAAUCACACGUCGAGAUGAUUUGGUAGAACGGCCAGAUCCUGUUGUUCUGGCCUUUGACAUCGAGACAACGAAACUCCCUUUGAAAUUUCCUGAUCCAGAAACAGACCAGAUCAUGAUGAUCUCCUACAUGAUUGAUGGCCAGGGUUACUUGAUCACAAACCGGGAGAUUGUUUCAGAAGAUAUUGAAGAUUUUGAGUUUACACCCAAACCAGAAUAUGAGGGCCCCUUCUGUGUCUUUAAUGAACCAGAUGAGGCGCAUCUUAUUCAGCGGUGGUUUGAGCAUGUUCAGGAAACCAUGCCAGCUAUCAUGGUGACUUACAACGGAGACUUCUUUGACUGGCCCUUUGUGGAAGCCAGAGCGGCAGCUCACGGAAUGAAUAUGCAGCAGGAGAUCGGGUUCCAAAAGGACAACCAGGGUGAAUACAAAGCUUCCCAGUGCAUCCACAUGGAUUGCCUCAGGUGGGUCAAGAGAGACAGUUACCUCCCAGUGGGGAGCCACAACUUGAAAGCAGCAGCUAAGGCGAAACUCGGCUAUGACCCUGUGGAGCUAGACCCUGAAGAGAUGUGCCGGAUGGCUACUGAGGAGCCUCAGACCCUGGCCACCUACUCAGUGUCUGAUGCUGUUGCCACCUACUACAUGUACAUGAAGUAUGUGCACCCUUUCAUCUUCGCCCUGUGUACCAUCAUCCCAAUGGAACCAGAUGAGGUGCUCCGAAAGGGCUCGGGGACUCUGUGUGAGGCGCUGCUCAUGGUCCAGGCCUACCAUGCCAACAUCAUCUUCCCCAACAAGCAAGAGCAAGAGUUCAACAAACUGACGGAGGAUGGGCACGUUCUCGACUCAGAGACGUAUGUGGGGGGCCACGUGGAGGCGCUGGAGUCCGGGGUCUUCCGGAGUGACAUCCCUUGCCGCUUUAAGAUGAACCCUGCUGCCUUUGACUUCCUUCUGCAGCGUGUGGAGAAGACACUGCGACACGCCAUUGAGGAAGAGGAGGGAAUUCCCUUGGACCAAGUGACCAAUUUCCAGAAGGUGUGCGAUGAAAUCAAGGUCAAGCUGGGUUCCUUGAGGGAUGUUCCCAACAGGAUUGAAUGCCCCUUGAUCUACCAUCUGGAUGUGGGGGCCAUGUAUCCCAAUAUCAUCCUGACCAACAGGCUGCAGCCAUCGGCAAUGGUGGAUGAAGCCACGUGUGCGGCCUGCGACUUUAACAAGCCAGGAGCCAACUGCCAGCGGAGGAUGACUUGGCAGUGGAGGGGAGAGUUCAUGCCCGCCAGUCGCAGCGAGUACCACCGCAUCCAGCAGCAGCUGGAGUCAGAGAAGUUCCCCUCUCUCUUCCCUGACGGGCCUCCACGGGCUUUCCACGAACUGACCCGAGAGGAGCAAGCGAAAUAUGAGAAGAAGCGCUUGGCAGAUUACUGCCGCAAAGCCUACAAGAAAAUCCACGUGACGAAAGUGGAGGAGCGUGUCACCACCAUCUGCCAGCGGGAGAACUCCUUCUACGUGGACACUGUGCGGGCCUUUCGGGACCGACGCUACGAGUUCAAGGGGCUGCAUAAGGUGUGGAAGAAGAAGCUGGCUGCAGCCAUGGAGAUGGGAGACGCCUCGGAAGUGAAGCGCUGCAAGAACAUGGAGAUCCUGUACGAUUCCUUGCAGUUGGCACACAAGUGCAUCCUCAACUCCUUUUAUGGAUACGUCAUGCGCAAAGGCGCUCGGUGGUACUCCAUGGAAAUGGCUGGCAUCGUCUGCUUCACUGGUGCUAGCAUCAUCACGCAGGCCCGAGAGCUGAUAGAGCAGAUUGGGAGGCCCUUGGAGCUGGACACAGAUGGGAUCUGGUGUGUCCUGCCAAACAGCUUCCCAGAAAACUUUGUCAUCAAGUCAACCAACAGCAAGAAGCCCAAAGUGACGAUUUCCUACCCAGGUGCCAUGCUGAACAUCAUGGUGAAGGAAGGGUUUACAAAUGAUCAGUACCAGGAGCUCGUGGACCCGGCCACUCUCAAAUAUGUUUCCCGCUCAGAGAACAGCAUCUUUUUUGAAGUGGAUGGGCCUUACCUCGCCAUGAUUCUGCCAGCCUCCAAGGAAGAGGGAAAGAAGCUGAAGAAAAGGUAUGCCGUGUUUAACGAAGACGGCUCCCUCGCCGAGCUGAAGGGGUUUGAGGUGAAGCGCCGUGGGGAGCUGCAGCUGGUGAAGAUCUUCCAGUCCUCCGUGUUUGAGGCCUUCCUGAAGGGCACCACCUUGGAGGAGGUCUAUGCCUCGGUGGCCAAAGUGGCAGACUACUGGCUUGAUGUGCUGUACAGCAAGGCGGCCAAUAUGCCUGACUCGGAGCUGUUUGAGCUGAUCUCGGAGAACCGAUCCAUGUCCCGGAAACUGGAGGACUAUGGAGAGCAAAAAUCCACUUCUAUCAGCACAGCCAAACGCCUGGCUGAGUUCCUGGGGGAUCAGAUGGUGAAGGAUGCAGGCCUGAGCUGCCGAUACAUUAUCUCAAAGAAACCGGAGGGGUCUCCAGUCACUGAGAGGGCCAUCCCACUUGCCAUUUUCCAGGCUGAGCUCUCGGUGCGCAGGCACUAUCUCCGGAAGUGGCUCAAGAGCCCCUCCCUGCAGGACUUCAACAUCCGAACGAUCCUGGAUUGGGACUAUUACAUUGAGAGGCUAGGCAGCACCAUCCAAAAGAUCAUCACCAUCCCAGCGGCACUGCAGCAGGUGAAGAAUCCAGUUCCUCGCGUCCAACAUCCUGACUGGUUGCAUAAGAAGCUCUUGGAGAAGAAUGAUGUGUACAAGCAGAAGAAAAUCAGCGAGCUCUUCACAAGUGAGGGCAAGAGACAGGUCUGUGCAAGCCUGCCUCGGGAAGGCCUCCCAGGCACCCAAGUCGCCGACAUGGAGGAUUUUGGUAUCGCCAGGCCUGCCCAGCCAGGAGUCCCGGUGACAACCAAGCGUAAACGGAUCCCCACCACGGAGGAGAGCCAGCAGCAGUCCCAGAACCUGGAGCUCACGCAGUCCUGGCGGGAGAUCCUGGGCCCACCCCCCCCCACUGGCACCACCAAGGAGGAGCGCCUGGUCUGGCUGCGCUACCACAAGAAGAAGUGGGAGCUGCAGGCACGUCAGCGUCAGGAGCGCCGGAAGAGGAGGCGGUUGGCAGAUGGCAAGGUGGUCCUGGGUGGGGGACUGAUCCGGGCUGGCCCCUCCAAGGGGCUCAGCAGCUUCCUGCACCGGACAGCACGCAGCAUCCUCGACCUGCCCUGGCAGAUCGUCCAGAUCGCAGAGACAAGCCAGGAAGGCCUCUUCAAGCUGUGGGCUGUGAUCGGGAGCGAGCUGCACUGCCUGAAGCUCAACGUGCCUCGGGUCUUCUACAUCAACCAGCGUGUCCCCAAGCCGGAGGAGAGCACUGUCUAUAGGAAGGUGAACAGAGUCCUUCCUCGCUCCAGCUUGGUUUACAACCUGUACGAGUACUCGGUGCCCGAGGACAUGUAUCAGGAGCACAUCAAUGAGAUCAGCGCCAGCCUCUCUGCUCCAGACAUCGAGGGGGUGUAUGAGACCCAGGUGCCAUUACUGCUGCGGGCCUUAAUUCGCCUGGGCUGUCUGUGCAUGGUCAACAGGACUUUGGUGAAACACCUCACUGGCCGAGAGUCAGAUACCUUCGAUCUGGAACACCUUGAGAUGCGUUCCUUGGCCCAGUUCAGCUACCUGGAGCCAGGGAGCAUCCGGCACAUCUACCUGUACCAUCACGCCCAAGGCAACAAGGCACUGCUGGGUCUGUUCAUCCCUUCUCAACGCAAAGCGUCUGUCUUCAUAUUGGACACGGUGCGGAGCAACCAGAUGCCAAACCUCACCGGCAUGUAUGCUUCAGAGCACAGCGCCAUGAUGGAGAAGGUGGGCCCAGAACUGCUUCCGCCAGGGAAACACACCUUUGAAGUCCGAGCAGAGACGGACUGCAAGACGGUCUACAGGGCCAUCCAGCGCCUCCUGCUGGGCUACAAGGAUGAGCGCAGGGGCCCCACCCUCAUUGCCGUGCAGUCGAACUGGGACCUGAAGCGGCUGGCGGGUGGCAUGCCAGUCCUGGAGGAGUUCCCGUUGGUCCCAGUCCAGGUCUCCGAUGACAUCAGCUACAGCGUCCUGGACUGGCAGCGCCACGCUGCCCGGCACAUGAUCCGCCGCUACCUCAGCUUGGACACGUGCCUGUCUCAGGCCUUUGACAUGAGCAGGUAUUACCACAUCCCCAUCGGGAACCUCCCCGAUGACAUCUCCACCUUCGGCACAGACCUGUUCUUCUCCCGUCACCUCCACCGCCACAAUCACCUUCUGUGGAUCUCUCCCACGUCCCGCCCCGACCUGGGGGGCAAAGAGGCGGACGACAGUCGCCUAGUGAUGGAGCUUGACGAGAGAGUCUCUGUCGAGAUCAAUCACCCAGGCUGCUAUUCCACAGUCUGUGUGGAACUGGACCUCCAGAGCCUUGCUGUGAACACCAUCUUGCAGUCCCACCACAUCAACGACAUGGAAGGGGCCUCCAGCAUGUGCAUCAGCUUCGACGUGAUCCAGCAGGCAUCGCUGGAGGACAUGGUCACUGGGAACCAGGCAGCCAGCGCCCCGGCCAGCUACGACGAAGCGGCCCUUUGCUCCAACACUUUCAGGGUCCUGAAGAGUGUGGUGGUGGGCUGGGUGAAGGAGAUCACGCAGUACCACAACGUCUAUGCUGACAACCAGGUGAUCCAUUUCUACCGCUGGCUGCGCUCCCCAACAUCGCUUCUCCACGACCCUGCCCUGCACCGCAUGCUGCACAACAUGAUGAAGAAGCUCUUCCUUCAACUGGUGGCGGAGUUCAAGCGCCUCGGCUCACUGGUGGUUUACGCCAACUUCAGCCGCGUCAUCCUGUGCACCAAGAAGCGCCGCAUCGAGGAUGCCCUCGCCUACGUGGACUACAUCACCAGCAGCAUCCAUUCAAAAGAAAUCUUCCACUCUUUGACCAUUUCCUUCUCGCGCUGCUGGGAGUUCUUGCUUUGGAUGGACCCAGCCAAUUACGGUGGGAUCAGAGGGAAGGUUCCUUCCCGGGUCCACUACGGGCAGGAGACCAAUAGUAAAGAGGCAGCAGAUGUAGAAGAGAGUGAAGGAGAGGAGGAGGAGGAGGAGGAAGAGAACAAGGAAGAUGGAGUGGGCGAAGGUGACAUAGAGGAGCUGCUGGAAAACAACUGGAAUGUCAUGCAGUAUCUGCCCCAGGCAGCCUCCUGUCAAAAUUAUUUCCUCAUGAUUGUGUCUGCCUACAUUGUAGCCGUGUACCAUAGCAUGAAAGAGGAAAUGCAGCGGAAUGGCCCUGGAAGCACCCCCAUCAAGAGGCGAACGAACAGCCAGGUUUCCCAGGAGCCUGUGAAAGAGACGGGGGCCAUGCCUGGCAUGAUUGCCUUCUCCCAGGAGUACGUCUCCAAUGAGCUUACCCAAAGCGUCUUCACCAUCACCCAGAAGAUCCAGAAGAAGGUGAGUGGCUCUCGACGUACCACGGAGCCCUCUGAGAUGUUCCCUGCCCUGCCCGGCUCCUACCUGAUGCUCAACAACCCGGCACUGGAGUUUGUGAAAUACGUCUGUAAGAUACUGUCCCUGGACAACAACAUCACCAACCAGGUGAGCAAGCUGAAGAGGGACCUGCUUCGCCUAAUCGAUGUAGGUGAAUUCUCAGAGGAGGCCCAGUUCCGGGAUCCCUGCCGCUCCCACGUCCUCCCAGAGAUGAUCUGCAGGAACUGCAACCUGUGCAGAGACUUGGACCUCUGCAAGGGCCCUGUCCUCGCUCAGGAUGGAUCCGUGCUGCCGAACUGGGUGUGCUCCAACUGCCAAGCCCAGUAUGACUCGGAUGCCAUAGAGAUGGCCCUGGUGGAAGCCCUGCAGAAAAAGCUGAUGGCCUUCACCCUUCAGGACCUGAUUUGCCAGAAGUGCAAAGGCAUCAAGGAGACCCACAUGCCCAUCUACUGCAGCUGCGCCGGCAGCUUUGACCUCCUGUUGCCCACCAAGACCUUCCUGGAGCACCUGAAAGUCUUCCAGAGCAUUGCCCAUCACUAUCACAUGCCCCACCUGCUGGAGAACAUCUCGUGGCUGCUGCAGAUGAACCCUCGGCUUCUCUGGGCCAGCCUGCAGUUUGUCUUCGCCCUGGGAAAAACCAUCGAGAGGCGCCCGGUUUGCUUCAUGCCACACAGAAGCGCAUGCAGAGGUGUGGUGCCUCACUGUGAGCGACUCGUACGAGGUCAGACUCAGAGUGACUUGUCUUCCAGAUUCGGCCAGGGAGCUGGUCAACAAGCAAGCCCGCUUCCUGGCCCCGUCUUUUGCUGGACUGUGGGAGCUCAGCAGAACAAAAGCCUUGGAUUAUGGGGCAGCUCAUUGCCCAGAUUUUAACCUAUUCUUAGUUUUAAUUUUAUGCUGUAAAUAAACCCUUUUCUUUACAUCA